CGAAACGUCAAAUAAAAAUAAUCAUAAAUUGAUUUUCUUCUUCAAAACACUACCAAUUUUAUAUUUAACAUUUUUAAUUUAAUAAAUUGCAAUGGAAAUCACUGAAGAAACAGAUCAACAAACAGCCGGAGCUCCAGCGAAACGAAAGCGUUCCAACCCAUUCAAUGUGAAUCGCAAGGAGGAUAAGGAAAAACGUCGUCAGAAGCGAGCCAGGCUCAUAAUCCGUAACAUUUCCUACAAAGCCACUGAGAAAACGCUGCGAGAACACUUCGAGAAGCACGGAACAAUCCAGGAUUUGAAUCUUCUCAAGCGUCCCGAUGGUAAACUAGUCGGUUGUGCGUUCGUUCAAUACGAAACAAUCAAUCAGGCGGCAGGAGCUAUUCUGAAAACAUCCGGCAAAGACUUCUUGGGAAGGACAAUUUUCGUAGAUUGGGCUCUAGGAAAGGAUGAAUACACAAAGAAAAAGGGUGAGACUCAACCAAAAGUCGAACCAAAGGAUGAAAUAAAAUCCGAAGAAGAAGAUGACGACGAUGAAGAUGACAACGACGAAGCUGCCAAGACAGAGAGUGAUGAAGAAGAAGAUCAAAAAGAAGCUUCAAUAAAAUCUGAAUCGGAUGCCGAAGAAAAUGAUUCCGAUGAUGACUCUGAAGAUGAAGAUAACGAUAGCGACGACGACGAUGAAGAAAAGAAGAACUUCGAUGAUAAUGAAGAUGAUGACGAAGACAAGAAAGACAUAAAAAGUAAAGUCAAGGUUCCAAUGGAAAAACAUCUUUCAAACGAUGUUAAAGAAGGCUGCACUGUGUUCAUCAAAAACGUGCCAUUCGAUGCCGAAGACAAUGAUUUGCGAAAAGUUUGCCGCAAGUUCGGUCCAGUCUAUUAUUCCAUCAUCAAUAGAGAUCCCGUGUCGGGUCACUCGAAAGGAAGUGCCUUCGUGAAGUUCAAAACCAAAGAGUCUGCUGAUCUUUGUCUGGCUUCGGGUACGGAGUUCGUUUUGAAUGAUACUCCUCUGGAUCCGUUUCCAGCACUGAGUCGAGAAGAGGUUCGGAAGCAGGCUGAUAAAAAGAAUUCAAAAGAUGAGCACAAAGACUCGCGAAAUCUUUUCCUAGCCAGAGAAGGUCUCAUCAUGACGGGAUCUAAAUCUGCGGAGGGUGUGUCGCAAUCGGACAUGAACAGGCGGCACAAGCUGGAACAGAUCAAGAACCAGGUGUUGAAGAACCUCAACAGGUUCGUUUCUCGGAAUCGUCUUUCUAUCCACAAUCUUCCGCUGACCUAUGACAAUGAGAACCUUCGGAAUAUGGUUAUCACCCACACCGGAUUCAAACCACACGAAUGUCGGGUUAUGCGAGAGAACAAGAUAACCGCGGAGCAUCCAAAGGGAAAGUCUAAGGGCUUCGGUUUCAUGUCGUUCACAACCCACAAAGAAGCUCUCACCGCUCUGAGGAAACUCAACAACAAUCCCACCGUUUUCGGAGAUACUCAUCGUCCAAUUGUAGCAUUCAGUAUUGAGGAUCGCGCUGUGCACAAGAUCAAGGAAAAGCGAACCGAAAAGUCGAAGAUAAAUAACCCUACAUACAAGGAAAAGCUGGAGAAACGCAAAGAGGCCAGAAGAAACAGCAGAAUGAUUAAAAAAGCCAAGACACUACCUCCACAAGGAGACAACAAGAAAAAAAUGCAAAAGCACAUAAAGAAAUUGGAGGAGUCCCGAGCGGCAGCGAUAGAGAAAAAGGCCAAACCUGUGACUGUUAUGGAAGACUUUGUCGGAUUCGAAGGCAAACCUGGAGCAUCGGUUGGACUGAGAUCAAACAAAAAAAUAAUGGAACAAGCCCAGGAACACAAGAAGAAAGUCGGCGAAAAGAAGCGCAAGGACAAGGCAAAGAAGCAAAAGAUAUUGCAUAGAAUAGAAAAGAGACAAAUCGACAGGACGAAGCAAAACAAGAAAAUAAGUAAUCGAGAUGAUUUGUCGCAUCUGGUCAAUAAAUACAAGAAUCUGAUUGAUAGCAGAGCGAACGAUGGUGUGAUGGAGAAGAAGAAGGGCAAGAGGGCGAAGUGGUAUAAAGAGUAGAUUGUUUUAUUUUUGUAUUUAGAAACUAGGCCUUAAAAUUCUUCAAAAUAUAUCCGAUGCUGAAAUCGAAAAUACA
Molecule: messenger RNA, 2138 nt
Organism: Eupeodes corollae
Lineage: Eukaryota; Metazoa; Arthropoda; Insecta; Diptera; Syrphidae
Product: RNA-binding protein 28
Exons: 4
Coding region: 92-2062 (656 amino acids)
Molecular function (GO): RNA binding
Source: RefSeq, a predicted model, not a curated record